Molecule: messenger RNA, 4114 nt
Organism: Rhododendron vialii
Lineage: Eukaryota; Viridiplantae; Streptophyta; Magnoliopsida; Ericales; Ericaceae
Product: putative pentatricopeptide repeat-containing protein At1g31840
Exons: 3
Coding region: 182-2764 (860 amino acids)
Molecular function (GO): protein binding
Source: RefSeq, a predicted model, not a curated record
GAACAUUGCCGGAUGGCCCGCUUAAUACCGGGUUGGAUCCGGGUCGAAACAAGUUUCUUUCGCCGCCGCAACAUCGACAUGACCUUACCUUUUCCGGGCAUCCAAGCAGAGGCGGCGAAUACCUCAGGCAUCCGUGAAAGCUUCCAAUAAAUGGAACUUCCAACGGUCAUAAUCCAAGCAAAUGGCGGUGGUGCUCGCUUCUACUUCUGCAUCAUCCAGAAAGGUACUCCCACUGCUCCUCAAACCCUUCUCAACCUCUCCCUUAUUCGCAUUUUCAUCUAUCAGUCACUACUCUUCACUCACAAAAACCCUAGUAGUGGACCAAAUCACAAGAGCUUUUCGCCAAGAAAACCUGAAGCUCUUAAACCCCAAAACCCUCUCCGAAUUACGACCCCACCACGUGGAACCAAUUCUUUUUCACCUCCGCUCCAGACCCAGUUCAGCAAUCAGGUUUUUUGAAUGGUCUGAGAAUUUCCUAGGGUUUAACCACUCUUUUGAAUCCUUUUGUGGGCUUGCCCAUGUGUUGCUCAGCAAGAGAAUGUUUGAUUCUGCUAGAUGGGUUUUUGACAAAAUGGUUGGAAAGUUUGGGAAUUUAGAUGCUUUCUCUGUGUUGGAAAGGGGUUUCAAGAGUUAUGGCUCGAAUCCUAGUACGGUGUAUAGCUUCUUAGUCGGGAAUUAUUGUAGAGUUGGGAUGGUUGAUCGGUCGGUUGAGAUAUUUGUUAGAAUGUCUGAGUCGGGUAUCCCAGUAUCGCCAUAUGCGUUAUCCACAUUGUUAAGUUCUUUGGUGGAUUCGAAGUGGAUUGACGAUAUUUUGGACGUGUAUGGAAAAAUGGGUAAUGGGUUGAGGGAAGAGCAGAGCCUGUGUAUUAAUGUGUAUGAUUUUGUAAUGAAUGGUUUCUUCUUGAAGGAUGAGGUUGAAAUGGGCUUCUGUUUUCAUAGCGCAAUGAUUGAGAGAGGAUUUUUUAUUGAUAUUGUUACUUGUAAUAAGGUUAUAAAACGUCUUUGUAAAGGUAAUUCUAUAGCAGUUGCUUCUAAGUACUUUUCCUUGAUAGCAAAGGUUGGUCCAAAGCCAAGUUUGGUGACAUUUAGCACUCUGAUUAACUGGUAUUGUCAGGAUUCGCAAAUGGAGGAGGCCUUUGAUCUUUAUGAGCUCAUGAUAACGAUGGGUAUAGCUCCUGAUCUAAUCGUUUAUAGCAUUCUCAUUGACGGGCUCUUUAGGGUGGGGAAGUUGGAGGAGGGACAUCGUCUUCUCUUGGCAGCACUGGACAGAGGCAUCAAAUUGGAUGUGGUGAUUUUCAGCUCAGUUGUCAAUGCACAUGUGAGAAUUGGACAUUUAGAGAAGGGCAUUGAAAUAUACAAUAGAAUGCUGGAAGAAGGAAUCAUGCCGACCAUAGUCACAUAUAGCAUUCUCAUAAACGGCUUGUGUCAAAAGGGUCGACUUCUUGAGGCUUGUGGUUUAUUUGGUCAGAUUAUGAAACAAGGAAUUGAGCAGUCUGUUUGCACUUAUAGUUGUCUCAUUGAUGGCUUCUGCAAACAGGGAAAUUUGAAAGAUGGAUUUGACUUGUACGAGGAUAUGGUAAAUAAGGGCCAUAUUCCUGAUGUUAUUGUUUAUGGUGUCCUUGUAAGUGCUCUUAGCAAACAAGGGCAGAUGGUUGAUGCUCUUAAAUUCUUCUAUGGGGCUGUGAAGAGAGGUUUGAGACCAAAUGUGUUUAUUUUCAACAGCUUAAUUGAUGGUUGGUGUAGAUUGAAUCAAAUAAAGGAGGCUGUGAAGCUAUAUGUCCAUAUGGGUAUGUACACCAUAAUUCCCGACUUAGUAACUUAUACUGUGCUCAUUAAAGGGACAACGGAGAAAGGGAGGCCACUUGAGGCAUUAAUUCUUUUCUUCCAAAUGCUGAAGAGGGGUUUUUCUCUGGACCUUGUAGCGUAUUGUGCUCUCAUUGAUGGAUUCUGCAAACAAAAGAAUCCAAAAGCCGCGCUCCAGAUUUUUGAGCUGAUGCUAAAAAAUGGAGUAAAUCCUGACAUUACCAUUUACAAUGUUCUCAUUAACAUGUUUUUCAAGGAAGGUCGGUUAAAAAAUGCAUUGGAACUUUUCAAGAAGGUUCAUGACUGUGGGCCACAACCGAAUAUUGUGACAUACAACACAAUGAUUUGUGGCUACUCCUCUUGGAAAAUGUUGAGCAUGGCUGUUCAACUUUAUGAAGAGCUGAAACGCGGCUUGAUCCAACCCACUGCCAUAACUUUCACCAUUCUUAUUGAUGCUUUCUGUAAAGAAGGACAAAUGGAUGACGCCAUGUUGUUAUUCUCCACAAUGAUUGAAAAAGGUCCGGAACCCAAUGUGGUCACUUAUAGUUGUUUGAUUGACGGCCACUUCAAAUCCUAUUGUAUGGAAAAUGCUUUUGAGCUUCAUGAGGAGAUGCUACGGCAGAAUGUCUCUCCAAAUAUUGUGAGUUACAGCAUCUUGAUUGAUGGUCUAUGCAAAAGGGGACUUGUGGAGGAAGCUUCUAAUAUAUUCGAUUGUGCUUUAAACCAGGGUUUAUUACCUGAUGUGGUAGCAUAUGGCAUUUUGAUCCGGGGUUACUGUGAAGUUGGACGGUUAGCGGAAGCCACGAUGGUAUAUAACCGUAUGCUGGGAGACAACAUAUUGCCAGAUAGUUUUGUACAGAGGACACUCGCAGAUUACAAUCUUCAAACUGGUUUUGAAAAAGAAUUGCAUACUCAAGUGAAGGCCAUAGGUAGAUCUGGACGUAGAAACAUUGACAUUUGACGGACAAUCUACUCUGCUUCCUUUCUGUAAAGUAACUCCAACCUAUUGGUGAUACUAUUGGUUAUUGACUGACUUUUUGUACAUGUAUCCACUUAUUUAGUUGAUUUUGUGCUAAGUCACCUAAUGCGCGUGCGCUAGCAGGAAAGAGUCUUUCAAAAACAUCUCAAACUACUGAAAUUCGUAAGAGCAAGAAUUAGAGUGGGAGUAUUGAGAGCGGGAGCUACAAUCUGUGCUCUGGGCAAUUCCAGUCCACCUCCUCAGCCUUGUACAUAUGCCGCCCGCGUGAAGAAGUUCUUCUCUAAUUCCCAAAAGUCAAGCCACCAUUCUUCAGUGAUGAGCUCGGUGGAAAGUCUUAUUGAAGGAUUAUGUGACUAAGAUUUCGUGUUCCAGUUUUUAUUUGAAGAACUGGAAGCAUUCAGCCAAAUCCAUAGGUAGUUCGAAGAUAUUAUGAAGAGUAAAUUAGGUCAUGUAAUCAAGGGAGUUGGGAGGAGACCCAUUGGGCAGGGAUAAUCAUUACGGUCCUGGGAGAGGUGGUGAUCGAACCUCCAGGCUUUUUAGCACGGGACAAAAAAAGUUUACUGGCAUUGAGAAUCAAAAAAGGUGUAAGAGCCAGUGCAAGCGGGAGAAGAAAGGGGGAGACCAUGUGAAGCAACCAUAAAAUCUGCUGAUCUACUUGAAUCACAUCGUGAAGGUAUCACUCUAUGCAUAUUCAAUAUCACAACCAUCGGAACACCUAUCGAGACAGAGAAUUCUGACCAGAAUUCGACGCCUGAUUAUUGACCGAGCACCCCCUCAACUGCUUGGUGAAAAUCCAGUUUACUUACUUUAGGACCGUCACCCCAAGGGUAGCAGUCAAAACUGAUGUAGGUAGCAGAGAAAAUUUUCAGCAUUUUCUGUUGUGUUCUUUGAGGAAUUGAGAUAGCUGUCUGUCCCCCUCAACCGCUUGGCGAAAAUCCAGUUGACGUACUUUAGGACCGUCACCCCAAGGGUAGCAGUCAAAACUGAUGUAGGUAGCAGAGAAAAUUUUCAGCAUUUUCUGUUGUGUUCUUUGAGGGAUUGAGAUAGCUGUCUGUCCCCCUCAACUGCUCGGCGAAAAUCCAGUUAACAUACUUUAGGACCGUCACCCCAAGGGUAGCAGUCAAAACUGAUUUAGGUAGCAGAGAAAAUUUUCAACAUUUUCUGUUUGUGUUCUUUGAGGGAUUGAGAUAGCUGUCUGUUUUUAGAAUGAUCCACAUGAGAAAAGAAUUGUGGGUUAUGAAAUUUCCAAAGAAAGUGCCCUUUAUUAUUUUGUUGCAUUUUUUACUGCAGUAGAAACUAAUGUUCCACUUGAAGAUAUCCAAGGCAAUGAUU